AUGAUUUAUCAGGAGAAAUUGACGGAAUUGUCUCCCUACGCGCGGAAUUCGAGGCCGUUGAAAUUACCCCCGGUCGCGUAUGAACACGGCGCGGCGCGGGGCGAAGACCGACCGGUGCCAACGGAAAUGAACUCGGCGCUAAACAACGUCGUUGAAAAAUACGAGUCCAUCAUCAAAAACUCCACUAGGUGGGUCUACACAUCCUUGGAGGCCUACAAGAACAUGGAAAAAGUCGGCAGUAAUUUCUUCGCUCAGAACAAAGACUUGACAAUUUAUCCGAAUUGGCGCGGAUGUUCGAAGGGAUUUUUCAAAGUUGAUGGGAUGAGUUCCUGCUUCGCCUGGUUGACCUGCGAAGAUCUCAAGGAUAUUAAAAUCGAGAGAAGAAUCAAUCAUGGACUUGGGAAAGAAGUAUUCGAAGCUGACUGGAAUGGAAAUACCGUUGCGUAUGUUCGGCUCAGGCCGGAAAGACUUCAUCAAGAACCCAUUCGUUCACGCGUGAGAACAGGGAUUGAGAACUUGAUACGGCUGAAUCCGUCCCCCUAUGUCACCCAAGUACUCGGAUACUGCUUCGAGGGGCAGAACUCGAUAAUGAUCUCUGAGCUGGCUCCACUUGGAGAUUUACGGGAUUUCGUCGGUUCUCAGAAUUACGCCGAGCUUGACCGUCUGGGACGCCUUGGAGUUGUCAUUCGUCUUGCACGAGUUUUCGCUUUUAUGCAUAACUCGCCCAUCGGAAAACGAGUCAAUUGCGAUAUGACUAAGAUAACUCGAGCGCUGAGUCAAUUCCUGGUCACUUCGGACUUCCGAAUCGUCGCUAAUGAUCUUGAUGACCUGCCACUGGUGAACCGAGAAGAGAACAAACUUGCCAACUGCACUUGGGGAAAAAUAGAAGAUCGUGACCCGAUCUUUCAAGCGCCCGAGGAGCGACUCCAUCAUACGUCCAUACCAAAUCCUUUUGACGAAAAAGCAGAUGUUUGGAAGCUCGCGAACAUGACCUACACAAUCAUGUAUCGGUCGGUCUCACCAUCCAAAAAGAAAGGAAUCGACGAGCUAAUGGCUCCGCUGGAAGAUUUUCUCGGCCGCUGCCAGUCUCAAAAUCCCGAUGAUCGACCAACUGCAAAAGAAGUUGUCAUCGAAUUAAUCGAGCAAUACAAAAAAGCAGCCAAUUUCCUUUGA
Messenger RNA from Oikopleura dioica, 1173 nucleotides. The record is from the annotation of a GenBank genome assembly. Lineage: Eukaryota; Metazoa; Chordata; Appendicularia; Copelata; Oikopleuridae.